AUGAACCAUCCGCAGGAAGGAGUUGUCUAUGGCUACACCGAGCUCACCUACGUGUCCACCGCCGGCCCUCCCCCGUACCCUCCUCCUCCGCCGCCGCCGCCGCCUCCACCACGCCGCCGCCUGAGCCUGUUCUGCAUCCUGGUCAGAGCCUUCAUCGGCGUGUGCUUCUUCAUCGGCGCCCUCGCGCUCCUCAUCUGGCUCAUCUACCGGCCCCGGACGAUCCAGGUCGCCGUCGCCACGGCGACGCUCUCAGGCUUCGACCUCAACACCACCGCGUCGAUCACCCCGGUGCUCUCCUACAACCUCACGGCGGCGCUGGCCGUCACGAACCCCAACCGGCGCGUGUCCAUCUACUACGACCAGCUCCAGGCGGUGGGGCUGUACCAGGGCGUGCGCUUCGGCCGCGCCACGCUGCCGCUGUCGUUCCAGGGCACGAGGCGCACGGACGCGGCGCCGGCGCUGCUCGCGGGCAGAUCGCUCGUGGACCUGAACGCCGACGCGUUCGGCGAGGACAGCAGGACGGGGGUGUUCCCCGUGGACCUGUGGGUGGAAGGGAUGGUGCGGUACAAGUUCGGCGAGCUGACCACCACCACGGCGAGCACGCUGAAGGUCAAGUGCCACCUGGCUCUGAAGCUGAUGGUGGCGUCGGGUUGGGUCGAUUGCACUGUCAUCGACUUUUGA
Molecule: messenger RNA, 681 nt
Organism: Panicum virgatum (switchgrass)
Lineage: Eukaryota; Viridiplantae; Streptophyta; Magnoliopsida; Poales; Poaceae
Product: NDR1/HIN1-like protein 10
Exons: 1
Coding region: 1-681 (226 amino acids)
Biological process (GO): defense response to other organism
Source: RefSeq, a predicted model, not a curated record